Boeremia exigua is the source of this 381-nucleotide messenger RNA. RefSeq lists its product as uncharacterized. NCBI's taxonomy places the organism in Eukaryota, Fungi, Ascomycota, Dothideomycetes, Pleosporales, Didymellaceae. The transcript is spliced from 2 exons. Bases 1 to 381 code for a protein of 126 amino acids. The record is from RefSeq and is a predicted model, not a curated record.
AUGUUCCUGUCGUCCCUCCUUGCUGCCCUGCUUUCUGCAGCCCCCUUGACGCAAUCCGCGCCCGUCGACUACCCCCAAAUACCCGCAGAUCCGUACAACUGCGGGUACGUACGGCCGCACUGGAACGUCAGCGUCGUCGCCGGCGUCUUCGCGUAUGACUCCUGCUCGGCCUUCUUCUUCAACGAGACGCUCGGCGGCUGGCAGGAUGCCUUUGCCUACGCGCUCUACGGAGGGUGCAUCUGCCGCUUCUACACGUUUACGGAGGAUUGCUUGGGUAAUGUCAAGGUCCCGGAUUACCAGGGGCCGACUGAUAGGUCGAGGGAAUCGCUGUUUCCGGGCUCAAGGCCGAGCUGGUAUAGGUGCCGGAGGACCGAGGGUUGA